Molecule: messenger RNA, 1644 nt
Organism: Dovyalis caffra
Lineage: Eukaryota; Viridiplantae; Streptophyta; Magnoliopsida; Malpighiales; Salicaceae
Source: the annotation of a GenBank genome assembly
AUGCAAGCAUCACAACAACUCAGAGGUUCCCGCAUGUCCAGCAGAUUUCUCUAUCAACCGAUGCAAGAAGUUGAAGCUUACUGCAAGCCUCAGUUCCGAACUUUAGACCGCCAAAUAUACUACGGUGGCAGCACCCAAGGAACCCCCUUCUCCAUUCCAAACUCCCUUGAGCAAUACUGCACACUGGAGUCAUCUUCAGCAAAUGGCAGCUAUGCUGCUUACAACUCUCCGUCAACUGUCAGUUUCUCAUCAAAUGGAAGCCCCAGGUCGCAGAAAGAAUCUCAGUCAAAUUCACUCGAGGCACAUCAUUCCCCUGACAAUGCCAAUGGCUCUCCAAUAAGUGGCUCCUGCAUAACUGAUGAUGCCCAUGAUUUUAGGCACAAGUUGAGAGAAUUAGAAACUGUGAUGUUUGGGCCUGAUUCUGAUAUUAUUGACAGCAUUGAAAGUGCAUUUGACAGUGGGACAAACACCGAGUCACUGGAAAUGGAUAGCUGGAGACAAAUAAUGGAGGUGAUCUCUAGAGGGGACCUAAAACAAGUCCUUAUUGCUUGCGCAAAAGCAGUGUCGGAUAAUGACCUGUUAAUGGCACAGUGCUUGAUUGAUGAAUUACGCCAGAUGGUUUCAGUUUCUGGUGAACCAAUUCAAAGAUUGGGAGCAUACAUGCUGGAAGGGCUUGUUGCACGCCUGGCCUCCUCAGGGAGUUCCAUCUGCAAAGCUUUAAGAUGCAAAGAACCAGCAAGUGCUGAGCUGCUCUCUUACAUGCACAUUCUUUAUGAGGUUUGCCCCUAUUUCAAAUUUGGAUACAUGUCUGCAAAUGGUGCCAUUGCAGAAGCCAUGAAGGAUGAAAACAGGGUUCAUAUAAUUGAUUUUCAAAUUGGUCAGGGGAGUCAGUGGAUCAGUCUAAUCCAGGCCUUUGCAGCGAGACCUGGUGGGCCUCCCCACAUCCGCAUUACAGGUAUUGAUGAUUCCACAUCAGCGUAUGCCCGUGGAGGAGGACUAGGUAUAGUGGGCAAAAGGCUAUCUAAGCUUGCUAAGUCAUUUAAGGUGCCAUUUGAGUUUCAUGCUGCUGCCAUAUCUGGUUGUGAGGUACAGAUAAAAAACCUUGGUGUUCAACAUGGGGAGGCACUAGCAGUGAACUUUGCAUUUGUACUUCACCACAUGCCCGAUGAGAGUGUCAGCACUCAGAAUCACCGGGAUCGGGUGCUGAGGCUAGUUAAAAGCUUGGCUCCAAAGGUGGUCACCCUUGUUGAGCAGGAAUCUAACACAAAUACUGCUGCAUUCUUCCCUCGGUUCCUCGAGACAUUAAAUUAUUAUACGGCUAUGUUUGAAUCCAUUGAUGUGACCCUUCCAAGAGAUCAUAAGGAACGGAUCAAUGUGGAGCAGCACUGCCUGGCAAGGGAUGUUGUUAACAUAAUAGCAUGCGAGGGAACUGAAAGGGUGGAGAGACAUGAGCUUCUUGGGAAGUGGAGGUCGCGAUUCACCAUGGCUGGGUUUACUCCAUAUCCAUUAAGCACCUUGGUGAAUUCCACCAUCAAAACUCUGCUAGAGAACUAUUGCGAUAGAUAUAGGCUUCAAGAAAGAGAUGGGGCUCUUUAUCUUGGCUGGAUGAACAGAGAUCUGGUGGCAUCUUGUGCAUGGAAGUGA